AUGAGGUGUGGCAGUCUUUACCCUCAUUCAGCAAGUUCUACAUGGGCUCCCAGGAUCCCACACGCCACUCUGUGCAAAAGCGGUGAGACCCUCACUGAUGGCAUUCGAAGCCACUGCUUUCCGGCUACUAGCCCUGCUUCUUGUUUUCCGUCUCGCUCUCGCAACACCCCUAGACGACGAUCCCGCUUCCCAUCCCCCCCGCCGACGCACUGCCACUAA
Messenger RNA from Chondrus crispus (carragheen), 219 nucleotides. RefSeq lists its product as hypothetical. The coding region runs from base 1 to 219 and encodes 72 amino acids. NCBI's taxonomy places the organism in Eukaryota, Rhodophyta, Florideophyceae, Gigartinales, Gigartinaceae. The record is from RefSeq and is a predicted model, not a curated record. The transcript has a single exon.